Messenger RNA from Opisthorchis viverrini, 498 nucleotides. RefSeq lists its product as hypothetical. The record is from RefSeq and is a predicted model, not a curated record. The transcript has 4 exons. The annotation marks the transcript as partial. Lineage: Eukaryota; Metazoa; Platyhelminthes; Trematoda; Opisthorchiida; Opisthorchiidae.
AUGCAGACAUUCCACUUCCGCAAACACAAAUUCGUCGAAAGGGGGAAUAAUGACAAAUUUGUUCUGAUCAUCAAUCGAGACUGGCCGGAGCUGCCUUGUGUUCACAAGCCUCACCAUGGCCACCAGCUCUUGAGCACAAUUCGGAGUUCCGAGUCCGUGAAGUUGAACGUGACCGGUUUACACGGAGAAUCGUCUAUCCAGGAUAGUCUGACCACCGAAUAUGCCUCUGUGAUAUUUUCGAUUACAGUUGCGACAUUCCACUUCCGCAAACACAAAUUCGUCGAAAGGGGGAAUAAUGACAAAUUUGUUCUGAUCAUCAAUCGAGACUGGCCGGAGCUGCCUUGUGUUCACAAGCCUCACCAUGGCCACCAGCUCUUGAGCACAAUUCGGAGUUCCGAGUCCGUGAAGUUGAACGUGACCGGUUUACACGGAGAAUCGUCUAUCCAGGAUAGUCUGACCACCGAAUAUGCGUCUGUGAUUCUUUGUAUCCUGGUUGGG